AACAAACAAUGCAGUUUUAUGAUAUGUCGAAUCAGACAUAUCUAUGCAUGUAUAUAAGUAUUGCUUUAUACUGGGGAAAAGCAUGAUGAGGAUUUACUCGAAGCUGCAAGGUAGCAACAAAGGUAUUGGACAUCAGAUCAACCCUCAAUUUUCAGUUAGUACGCUACGUUUUAUAUUUAUUCGUAUGAGUUCGGGACCUAAAACAUUGAAAAGAAAGCCUGAUGAAUCUGUUAGUGAUCAGGUACCAGUUAAAGUAAUUGAAAAAUCAAGUGAGGGUUCUCGACGUCCUGCGACUAUAAGUCCUAUCAAAUUAAAUGUACCCGCACAGGAUCCUACACCCGAAAUCCCUAAAAAGGUAGACAGCAAGGUUCGUGAAGUCUUCAACUCAGAUGAGGAAAGUGAGGAAGAGGAAAUUCCAACGGAAGCCAGAAUACGAAUGCGAAAUUUAGGAAGAUACACUCCUACAUCUUGCGGACCAAAUUCUUUUGGAAAAGGAAGAUUUGGUUUUGUUGAUCGUAGAGCAUUACUUAAUAAACAAAUAGAAGCAUUAAAUGAAGCAGUUUCAGGGGAGAAUGAACGCUAGGUAUAGUAUUACCAUAUGUCAAGCAAAAAAUCACUGUUACUAACAAAAUCGUCCCCAGUAUUUAUCCACCCUUAAUUGUGUGUGUAUAAAAAAAAGUUAAUGAUAAUUGUAAUUAUGUUUCAUUUUCUUUAUUCUUCUCAAAAACUCAAUGAAUAUUUAUAUAUAAGAUUCAUCUUAU
Schistosoma rodhaini is the source of this 761-nucleotide messenger RNA. NCBI's taxonomy places the organism in Eukaryota, Metazoa, Platyhelminthes, Trematoda, Strigeidida, Schistosomatidae. The record is from the annotation of a GenBank genome assembly.